Messenger RNA from Racocetra fulgida, 389 nucleotides. NCBI's taxonomy places the organism in Eukaryota, Fungi, Glomeromycota, Glomeromycetes, Diversisporales, Gigasporaceae. The record is from the annotation of a GenBank genome assembly.
ACACAUUUAUUCAGACUUUCAACAUUCCCAAUCAUGAUGAUCUCGUUCCCUAUUUAGCUUCUAAUGGUGUUUUCAUUCCCUAUCCAAAUCUUAAUCUUUCCAACCACAACAUUCUAGCUCCUCAUCCAGAUCUCAAUCUUUCCAACCACGAGGUUCUUGUUCACCAUUCAUAUCUUAACCUUUCCAAUUAUGAUACUCUCGUUCUCUGUCUAGAUCUCAACCUUUUUAAUUGCAAAGCUCUCAUUCUCUAUCUCGAAUAUGAAGCGGCUGCAUAUAUUUUUGAACGAUCAGAGCUUUUAAAAAUUGCAAAUAAAAUAGCUCAAUAUGAUGGUCUUAAAGAAUCAGAUGAUGAAAAACCUGAAGUUCUCACUCAACAAAAAACUAUAUAA